Messenger RNA from Periophthalmus magnuspinnatus, 3734 nucleotides. It is a transcript of the gene dpysl2b, whose product is annotated as dihydropyrimidinase like 2b. NCBI's taxonomy places the organism in Eukaryota, Metazoa, Chordata, Actinopteri, Gobiiformes, Gobiidae. The transcript has 14 exons. Gene Ontology annotation, molecular function: hydrolase activity, acting on carbon-nitrogen (but not peptide) bonds, in cyclic amides. Bases 237 to 1958 code for a protein of 573 amino acids. Gene Ontology annotation, cellular component: cytosol; cytoplasm. The record is from RefSeq and is a predicted model, not a curated record.
GCCCUGCCUCUCCUCUCCUCUUCUGUCUGUCUCCUCUCGGCUCUCUGCUGCAUCGGACACCGGGGAGGCUGCUGCCGCCACUGCCGCCACUGCCGCCACUAUACAACCCCAUACCUCGCUCCAACGUCCGGCUCCAAGUCUCACGUCCAUCAACGUUUCCCGGGAUCUGCUUUUUUAGUCGAACCGCAACCGGGGCUGACCUCAACAGGCUGCAGUAAUCCUCUCCAUCCGCCGACAUGUCUGGAUAUCAGGGCAAGAAGAACAUACCCCGCAUUACCAGCGAUCGUCUUCUGAUCAAAGGGGCCAAGAUUGUGAAUGAUGACCAGUCGUUCUGUGCUGAUAUUUACAUGGAAGAUGGAGUCAUCAAACAAAUUGGAGAAAACCUGAUAGUACCCGGCGGGGUGAAGACCAUCGAUGCUCACGGGCGUAUGCUGAUGCCCGGAGGCAUCGACGUGCAUACCCGCUUCCAGAUGCCAGACCGGGGCAUGACUUCUGCUGACGACUUCUACCAGGGAACCAAGGCCGCACUGGCAGGAGGCACCACCAUGAUCAUUGACCACGUGGUUCCAGAGCCUGGGGCCUCUCUGCUGUCGGCCUUUGAGCAGUGGAGGGAGUGGGCGGACAGUAAGUCGUGCUGUGACUACUCUCUGCACAUGGACAUCACCGAGUGGCAUCGGGGCCUGCAGGAUGAGAUGGAGAGUCUGGUCAAGGAUCAUGGUGUGAACUCAUUCCUGGUGUAUCUGGUUUACAAGGACCUCUUUCAGCUCUCAGACUCUCAGGUCUACGAGGUGUUCAGUGUAAUCCGGGACCUGGGGGCUGUAGCACAGGUUCAUGCAGAAAACGGGGACAUAGUAGCAGAGGAGCAGCGUAAGAUCCUCUCCCAGGGCAUCACUGGACCAGAGGGGCACGUGCUGAGUCGCCCUGAGGAGGUGGAGGCAGAGGCUGUAAACCGCUCUGUGACCGUGGCCAAUCAGACCAACUGUCCUCUGUACGUGACCAAAGUGAUGAGCAAGAGCGCCGCCGAUGUCAUCGCUCAGGCCCGCAAGAAAGGUACUGUGGUGUAUGGAGAGCCCAUCACUGCCAGCCUGGGCACGGACGGCUCUCACUACUGGAGCAAGAACUGGGCCAAAGCUGCUGCCUUCGUCACCUCUCCGCCCCUGAGCCCCGACCCCACCACGCCCGACUAUCUCAACUCCCUGCUCUCCUGUGGAGACCUGCAGGUGACCGGGAGCGCUCACUGUCCCUUUGACACUGCCCAGCGCGCCGUGGGCAAAGACGACUUUACCCUCAUCCCAGAAGGAGUCAACGGCACCGAGGAGAGGAUGUCCAUCAUCUGGGACAAGUGUGUGGUGACGGGUAAAAUGGAUGAGAAUCAGUUUGUGGCUGUGACAAGUACCAACGCUGCCAAGAUCUUUAACCUGUACCCCCGAAAAGGACGUAUCGCUGUGGGCUCCGACGCAGACCUGGUGCUGUGGGACCCCGACGUCACCAAGAUCAUCUCUGCGAAGAGCCACAACUCGACGGUGGAGUACAACAUCUUUGAGGGUACAGAGGUGCGUGGGGGCCCCCUGGUGGUCAUCAGUCAGGGUAAGAUCGUCCUGGAGGAGGGGACUCUGCACGUGACGGAGGGCUGUGGCCGCUAUAUCCCCCGCAAACCCUUCCCCGACUACGUUUACAAGAGGAUCAAGGCUCGCAGCAGGCUAGCUGAGCUGAGGGGCGUACCCAGAGGACUAUACGACGGCCCAGUGUGUGAUGUCACCGUGACUCCAAAGGUCAUGACCCCUGUGUCCUCCACCAAGACGUCGCCCGCCAAACAACCCAACCAGCCGGUGCGCAACCUGCACCAGUCCGGCUUCAGCCUGUCUGGGGCCCAGAUCGACGACAACAUCCCACGCCGCAACACGUCUCGCAUUGUGGCACCACCAGGGGGCAGGGCUAACAUCACCACCCUGGGUUAGACUGCUCACUCAGCGCUGAGGAGGGAACAGCGCUCUCAAGAUGGCCGACAAGAGCUUAGAAUCCCAACACUAACCUCUGGAGGGGUCAGAACCCGUCCUCUGUGCAGACCUGUCCAUCCUUCGGUCCGCCUCCUAAACUCCAGUGCCAUCUCUACAUGUUCCCAUUCUCUGCAGCCCAACUUCCGUCUGAAAGGACACAGUUCAACACAAAAGAAACAAGCGUCGGCCUCGUGAUGACAAAACAGAAAACUCUUAUUUGAGCACUUUUGACUUUGUUUUUUAUACACUUUCCAUGUAUGAGUUGAAAUGUGUUGUUCUGACAGCAGGAUCAGAAUGUUAACAAACGGCAUCCAUUUUUUAUUAUUUUGGGAGUAGCAUUUGUACAUAAAGAGCAACUUUCAAUUACCGAAGGUUAAGCUUUUUUCUUUUAUUUAACGAAAACUGUACCUCCUUUGUACUUUAUUUAAUUGAGCUACAGAUUCUUUUCAUUUCCCGGAGUCUUACUUUGUAACAAACACGGCAAACUUCCAUUAUCUUAGUGAUACAGAAUUUAAAAAAAAUAAAAAAACAUAAAAAAAAACAUUUGACCCAUUACCAUCAGAAUUAUUUUAAGUGGAAUUUCUAAAAUCCAUGGAAGCAAGAACAGGAUGAAUUGUAGAAAAGGGAAGUUUGAAAUAAGAAAAUAACAUGUUUUAAAUGAUUUUAAAUUGUGUUGUCUGCAGAGCUCAGGUUAGCUGUCUCGAUAAAUAAAAAGAGUAAUCCUUCUUUUAGUAAGACUGAUGACACGUGUGAAUCUUAAUUUGUUGUUUUGAUGUCUUGAUGCAUUGACCAACAGUUAACACGUUUAAUUUCUGAUUUCCAGCUUGUGCCUCAUCCAGCUGGUUCAAUAAAGGCAUAGGUAUAAACAGGUAUAAACGAACAGAACUUCUGGCCUUACUCCACACUCACCUCUGCUCAGUUUGGUAAGAGCCAAACUCAUUUACGCUUGUACAUUUUUAUUAACAUCCAGAAUGUUUCUACUCAUGGCAAUCCUUUUUUCCUUUCUGCUCUUUACGUGCCUGAACCUGUACAAGUUACUUAGCUAGUUUGUUGUUUCUAAUUACUGAAGCAAAGUGAAGGAUGUAUUAUAUAAAGGUUGUGAAAUAGCCAGGAUUAACCGAUUCAAAGGUGCCAGAUUUUGCGUUUGAACAGGCUCUGUGGUUAGAGCCGUGGUAUAUUGAAGUGUGUACUUUUUACCUUGUUGUUGACCUGCUUCAGUGUGUAUCUAGGAGCCUAGAAGGGCUGAGCACUAUUCAUUGUUUCGCUUUAAAGUACUGUAGACCGGAGCUGAUGUGUCGCUGGUAGUGGGCAGUGUGGUUGUUGUGUGAGCUAUGGGAUGUGGAUAUAGGACCUUUUUUUUUUUUUUUUAAGGUAGAAAUUGAAAACAUCUCAAAAUAAAAAAAAAAAUCCACAUUUUCCAGAUCCUUAGUGGAAGUGCAUGCCAGAGGAUUGUAAAUCUACGUAGACUGAUGUAGAGUUUGCAUACACAUAAAUGUACCCCUGAACUUGCUGUGAGGCAGAUGUGCCACCAAUUUUACAAAUUGCACAAAGUAUACUAGUUUUUGGCUAACUGUAUGUAACUAGUCAUAUAUAAUAGACUACGCUCUCAGCCCUAGGCUCUUCUAGUACAAAAAGUACAAACAAAUGCAGCAGAAAGUCACAAGCUUCUGGAAUAUUUCAUCUGUGUCAUAGCACAAACAGGUGGCAUCAGAAAAUGUACUCAUUGGCUGUAUUUAA